Molecule: messenger RNA, 2360 nt
Organism: Acanthocheilonema viteae
Lineage: Eukaryota; Metazoa; Nematoda; Chromadorea; Rhabditida; Onchocercidae
Source: the annotation of a GenBank genome assembly
ACAAACAUUUGGGGCAGGAGUUAUGCAGUGAAAUGUAUCGCAUCUUGAAAAGUAAAUUUGGUUUCAACCAAUUUCGCCACCGCCAGAAACAUGCUAUUAUUGCAGCUCUUCUUGGAUACGACUGUUUUAUCCUCAUGCCAACGGGAGCUGGAAAAAGUCUCUGUUACCAGCUUCCAGCUGUUUUGUCAAAAGGUGUUACGGUUGUUAUCUCUCCUCUCAAGUCACUAAUCGAAGAUCAGAAAAUGAAAAUGAAGGAGCUUGAGGUUUGCUGUUAUGCGUUGACAUCUGAGCUCAGUCAGGCUGAAUCUGAUCGAAUUUAUGCCAUGUUGAAUGAAAGCUCUCCAAAAAUAAAAUUGCUUUAUGUGACGCCCGAAAAGAUAGCUGCUUCCGAAAAAUUGAAUAACGUCUUCCUUUCUUUACAUCGAAGGGGCUUGCUUACUCGAUUUGUCGUCGAUGAAGCGCAUUGUGUUUCUCAGUGGGGUCAUGAUUUUCGGCCUGAUUAUACGAAACUGCAAUCCCUGAGAAGGAUGUUCACGAACCCAGUAGUGCCAGUAAUGGCCCUUACUGCCACAGCAACACCAAAAAUCGUAACUGAUACCCGAGUACAUUUGGCGAUUCAACAAAGCAAAUUGUUCAUAAGCAGUUUCGUGAGGACCAAUUUGAAGUACGAUGUCAUUGCUAAAGGACCACGUUCAUUAGUGAGAGUAAUGGAUCGCAUGAAAAUUUUGUAUCCGGGCAAAUCAGGAAUUAUUUACUGUCUUUCAAGAAAAGAUUGUGAAUCAGUCUCAAAAAUGUUGGAAAACCAGGGUAUAUCUUCAGAGGUAUAUCAUGCAGGAUUAAGUGAUAAAAAGCGACGUGAAGUGCAGACGAAGUGGAUCAACAAUCGAAUAGACGUCAUUUGUGCUACCAUUGCAUUUGGUAUGGGAAUCGAUAAACCGGAUGUACGAUAUGUAAUCCAUUUUAGCAUGCCAAAAUCAAUCGAAGGAUACUAUCAAGAGACCGGUCGAGCCGGACGCGAUGGCUUAAAUUCAUAUUGUGCAAUCCUUUAUAGUUAUAAUGAUUCAAUAAGAAUUAGAAAAAUGAUCGAAGGGGAAAAUAAUACACAAGGUGUACGAACGAUGCAUCUGAGUAGUGUGCUUCAAAUCGUGGCAUAUUGUGAAAAUGUUUCAAUUUGUCGACGGAAGUUGCUCGUAGAACAUUUUGGCGAGGUUUACGAUGCAGAAGCUUGUCGUACAAGUAAAUCUCCUUGUGAUAUUUGUGUCCAGCAAAUCAAGAACGCGAACGCAUACAAAGUUUACGAUGUGACCGAAGAAGCGAAACUUGUAGCUCAGAGCAUGCUGCGUAUGCAUAACGUUACUUUGAAAUACCUCGCCGACUUAUAUCGUGGUCAUAUGGGACAAAAAAAAUUCGCAGAUAUGGCUGUUCGGUUGGGUCACACCAAAUAUGCAAUGUUCGGACGUGGUGCUGGGAUGCAAGAAAUGGAUGCACUAAGAUUUGUUAGGAAACUAGUAAUUGAUGGCAUUAUCACGGAGCAGCUUUAUAAUACGAAAUUUGAUACAACGGUUGCUUAUGCUGAACUGACAGAACUAGGUCGAGAAUUAGCGAGCGGACAGAAUAGGAUGAAGGUCUAUCUUCACAUAUCAAAUCAGCCGGAAGGUAGUCGACGUUCUCAUGGAAUGGAAGUAACAGCACUAAUGUCGAUAAAUAGUGUCAGUGAAGUAGAGGCUCUGAAGGAAAAAUAUAUGGUGAAGCAUGCGGACUUGUUUAGCAAGUGUAAAAAUGAUCUUUUGCGGUUGUUUUCUGACAUUGCAUCUGCAGAGGGCCUUAGCAGUUAUCAGCCCAUUAUUAAUUCCGAAGGUAUUGAACAAAUAGCAGCAUUAAUGCCGCGUACGUAUUCUGAUCUGUUGCAAAUUGAUAGCAUGACUGUGCGAAAGGCUGAACGAUAUGGGGCUCAAAUCAUGUGCAUGCUAAAGGAGUACUGGAAUGAACUCGAUGUACAAAUAAAAAUUAUCAUUGAAUUUAAAGCUCGUGAAGAGAAUGAAAUCAAGCGACAGCUGAACCAUAUGAAUAUGAAUAAAGAUAUCGUCGGCGGUUUCAGAGAUAUACAAAUGGAUGGUACAGUUGUUCUAACUUCAGAAGUAGUUUCCGGUCGCGGAAAGUAUAUGCCUUAUUUCGGAACACCAACUCGUUCUACUCAAAUCGGAAGUGGACGAGGAAAGGAUCGCAAGAGGGGAUUCAAUGGAUCACAAACAUCUACUUCGUCAAGAAGCUCAACUCGCUCUAGAUAUGGAUGGAAGAAAACUUCCACGUUUCGUACAAUGAAAACACCUAUAAAUCGAUCACUUUUCCCAAAUCUGUAA